Dovyalis caffra is the source of this 528-nucleotide messenger RNA. NCBI's taxonomy places the organism in Eukaryota, Viridiplantae, Streptophyta, Magnoliopsida, Malpighiales, Salicaceae. The record is from the annotation of a GenBank genome assembly.
AUGAGGAUGAAUAGUGAUCUCAAAGAUGACAUAUCUACAUCAUCUCUAGACUCUAUAUAUUAUUCUCUUUUGUCAAAUUCACUAAUCUUUUACAGUGGUUUUACGUUGAUGCUAGUGAAUGAUUGCGAGUCUAUUGUCUUUCAGGUAGUUUUUGAUUAUGAUGAUCAAAUGAAGAUUCCUUUCUUUAGGGAUUUAAUAAAAGAACUGACGGAGGAGGCUGUGACAUUGAGGGCUGGAUUGAAUUGUGAAGUCAACCAAGAUAUGCACUUUCCGGUAUUUUUACCAAAAUUCCCAGGCAGGUUUUAUUACUAUUAUGGGAAACCAAUUGAAACAGAAGGAAGGAUGCAUGAAUUAAGAGACAAGGACAAAGCACAUAAGUUAUACAUGCAAGUCAAGUCUGAGGUGGAGAAAUGCCUUGCUUUCUUACAGGAGAAAAGAGAGAGUGAUCCUUACAGAAAUAUAGUGCCUCGGCUAGCCUACCAGUCCACUCAUGGGUUUGAUUCCGAAGUUCCAACAUUUGAAAUUUGA